AUGAUUAGCAAAGGUCUCAUCCUCCUCGGGUCAGCUCUGCCUGCUUUAGCCACUUCGUUGGCUAAGAGGCAGAGCUCUUCUUUGGAAAGCUGUCCUGGGUACACUGCUAGCAAUGUUCAAAAUGAUGGUGCUAGAGUCACCGCGGAUCUUGCUCUUGCUGGCACGGCAUGCAAUAUCUACGGUGAUGAUCUGACGGACUUGAGGCUGGAGGUGGAAUACCAGACUGAAAGCCGACUACACGUCAAGAUCUACGAUGUCGCCGAGCAGGUUUUCCAGAUCCAGGAAUCCGUCUGGCCGAGACCUCAAGGGGAUGAUGGCUUUGAUCCUGCAACCUCAGCUCUGGUCUUCUCUCACACAGAGAACCCGUUCUCCUUUGCUAUUACCCGCAGAGACACCAAUGAGACUCUUUUCGACACUUCAGCUGCGAACUUGGUCUUUGAGACACAGUACCUUCGCCUCAGGACGAGCCUGCCCAAGUCUCCCAAUCUGUACGGCCUGGGAGAAUCUACGGAUGACUUCCACUUGAACGCAACCAACUAUACCCGAACUCUGUGGAAUCGUGAUGCUUAUGGUACUCCCCCAGGAACCAACCUUUACGGAUCCCAUCCAGUGUACUUCGACCACCGUGGUAAGAACGGCACUCAUGGCGUGUUCCUUGCUAGCUCUCAGGGUAUGGACAUCAAGAUCGAUGACUCGGAUGGCCAGUUCCUGGAGUACAAUGCCCUCGGUGGUGUCGUCGAUCUGUACUUCUUGGCCGGUCCUACGCCCAAGGAGGUGGCUGUUCAGUACUCUGCGUUGUCUGGAACCGCCGCAAUGAUGCCUUACUGGGGUUUUGGAUUCCAUCAAUGCAAGUACGGUUACCGUGAUGUCUGGGAGGUCGCGGAAGUCGUGGCAAACUAUACUCAAGCCAACAUACCAUUGGAGGUCAUGUGGACCGAUAUUGACUACAUGGAGCUCCGACGCUUAUUUACACUGGAUCCUGAACGCUACCCAUUGGAGUUGGUACGCGCUCUGGUUAACUACCUUCACGUACACCAGCAACAUUACAUCGUCAUGGUCAACUCCGCUAUCUGGGCGGGCGACAGUGACGUUUACAACGAAGGUGUUGAGCAAAAUGUGUGGCAGAUAAGAGAAAAUGGAUCGGAAUACAGAGGCGCGGUCUGGCCUGGCCCAACUGUCUUCCCUGAUUGGUUCCACCCCAAUACUCAGGACUACUGGAACAGCCAGUUCGAGCAAUUCUUCGACCCCGCUACAGGUGUUGACAUCGACGGACUCUGGAACGAUAUGAACGAGCCUGCCAACUUCUGCCCAUACCCUUGCCCUGACCCUGUGGCCUACUCCGAAGAAUCCAAGAACCCUCCUGAGCCUCCACCAGUCCGUCCUGGUGGACCUGGUCGCGUCAUCCCUGGCUUCCCUGCUGCCCUUCAGCCUGGAUCCAGCACCAACGCUACCAAGCGUUCGCUUCAGUCUCGUCAGUUCAACUCCAAAUUGUCGAUGCCUAAGCGUUCCCUCAAUGCUCGUCAGUCUAACCAGACUACACCGCGUCUCGGUCUGCCCGGUCGCGAUCUCAUCAACCCCGGGUACGAGAUCCAAAACGCUGCCGGAUCGAUUAGCAACAAGACCAUGGACACUGACAUCCGCAACUACGAUGGCUCUUACCACUACGAUACCCACAACUUCUGGGGCUCGCUCAUGUCCAUCGCAUCGAGAGAGUCUAUGUUGCAACGCCGCCCUGAGCGCCGUCCCUUCCUGAUCACACGCUCCACAUUCGUCGGUCUCGGCAAGUACGUAGGCAAGUGGCUCGGUGACAACGUCAGCACUUGGGAGCAGUACCGCUUCAGUAUCGCUGGCGUUCUGAACUUCGCCUCCAUCUUCCAGAUCCCUAUGGUCGGACCUGAUAUUUGCGGUUUCGCCGGCAACACCACUGAGACCCUCUGCGCGCGCUGGGCCACCCUCGGAGCUUUCUACCCCUUCAUGCGCAACCACGCAGGCGACACCUCCAUCUCCCAAGAAUUCUACCGCUGGCCUCUGACCCGCGCCGCAGCUAGCAACGCCAUCGCCGUCCGCUACCGCCUGCUCGAUUACAUCUACACAGCCUUCCACCGCCAGACCGAAACCGGUCUUCCCCUCCUAAACCCGCUAUUUUUUCACUACCCAGAGGACGCCAACACUUUCAACAUCGAGUACCAAUUCUUCUACGGCGACGACAUCCUCGUCUCGCCCGUGCUCGAGGAGAACAGCACGUCCGUCAGCAUCUACCUCCCCAACGGGACCUUCUACGACUGGUGGACUCUCGAGCAGAUUCAAGGCACAGGGUCCUACAUCAACAUAACUGACGUGGGCUUCGACUCGAUUCCGCUGCACAUCCGCGGCGGCGCCAUCCUGCCCCUGCGCGCUGAGAGCGCAAACACGACCACCGAGCUGCGCAAGCAGGAUUUCGUUAUCUGGAUUGCGCCGAAUAGCACGGGCCAGGCUUAUGGCACACUGUAUCUGGACGAUGGAGAUAGCAUUGAGCAGGAUGGCACAAGCGAGAUCGUGUUCACGUAUGAUAAUGGUGAGUUUAGUAUGACAGGUGAUUUUGGAUACGAGACGGAUGUUCAGGUUAAGAACAUCACGCUCCUUGGUACAAAUGGACAGCAGACACUGCAGGGUCCUGUGCCGUUAACAGGCGAGUACAGUGUUACUUUCAACACUUCCGGUGGGAAUUACACUGGUGGUGGCAGCCCGCCGCAGUUCGAGGGAGCUGCGACAAGGAACAGCGUCGGUGCGCUGGUUGGCGCCAUUGCCGGUGCCGCAUGGCUGGCUUUGUAG
This is a messenger RNA of Macroventuria anomochaeta, 2811 nucleotides long. RefSeq names its product glycoside hydrolase family 31 protein. Gene Ontology annotation, biological process: carbohydrate metabolic process. The transcript has 4 exons. Gene Ontology annotation, molecular function: hydrolase activity, hydrolyzing O-glycosyl compounds; carbohydrate binding. Lineage: Eukaryota; Fungi; Ascomycota; Dothideomycetes; Pleosporales; Didymellaceae. The record is from RefSeq and is a predicted model, not a curated record. Bases 1 to 2811 code for a protein of 936 amino acids.